AAAGGUAAAACUGAACGAAGGAAUGAGAAACCAGCAGAGGAGGUUUGAGUGUUUCUGUAUUUUCUGAUCUAGAGACUUUAACCCUGUGAAGACAGGAAGUUUGUCUGCAGCUGAUAACAGUCAAAAUGAAAGUAGCAGCCUUCAACAUGAAGAACCUGGGGAUGAAAAAAGUCUCCGACAGCUUCGUCUCCAAACGUCUGAUCGAGAUCAUGUCUCAGUACAGCAUCGUGCUGAUUCUGGAGGUCGUGGACAAAAACAACAAAGCCAUGGAGCUGCUGCAGGAAAAACUUAACAAAGCUUCGGAACGUUCAUAUAAAAUGGCCCGCAGCGCCUGUCUGGGUCGAGACACCUACAAGGAGCAAUAUGUUUAUUUCUACAGAGAAGACGAGGUGAAGCUGGAGGAUGAAUAUCAGUAUGAAGACAACCAGGCUGGAGAUGAAGAUGCUUUUGCCAGAGAGCCGUACGUCGUGCACUUCAAGUGUCCAAACACAGUUGCUGAGGACCUGGUUCUGAUCCCAGUCCACACCAAGCCAGAAGACGCACAAAAGGAAAUAGACGAGCUUUACGAUGUGGUCACGGCCGUCAGGGAGAAAUGGGGAAUUGAUAAUAUUAUCAUUUUAGGAGACUUCAAUGCAGAUGGUCGCUAUCUUUCCGCGAAGAAAAAGAAGACUGUACGCAUCUGCAAAGAGCCUUUUCAUUGGCUGAUCGACGACAGCGUGGACACAACAGCCAGCAACUGCAACGACGAAACCUACGACAGGAUUGUGGUCUAUGGAAGUGAAAUGCUGGACGCCAUCGUCCCCGACUCGGCCAAAGCCUUCAACUUUCAGAAAGAGUUCAAACUGACCGAUGAAGACGCUCUAAGGAUCAGUGAUCAUUAUCCUGUGGAGGUGGAGCUGAAGACUAAAGCAGGACCAAAGAAGACCCAACCUAAAAAGAAAGGACCUCAGAAGGAUGCAGGAGCUGAAGACUAAAACAGGACCAAAGACCCAAACUACAAAGAAAGGACCUCAGAAGGAUGCAGGAGCUAAAAGAAAACCAGGA
Messenger RNA from Austrofundulus limnaeus, 1044 nucleotides. RefSeq names its product deoxyribonuclease gamma. The record is from RefSeq and is a predicted model, not a curated record. The transcript has 12 exons. Lineage: Eukaryota; Metazoa; Chordata; Actinopteri; Cyprinodontiformes; Rivulidae. Gene Ontology annotation, cellular component: nucleus. Gene Ontology annotation, biological process: DNA catabolic process. The coding region runs from base 126 to 974 and encodes 282 amino acids. Gene Ontology annotation, molecular function: DNA binding; deoxyribonuclease I activity.